Molecule: messenger RNA, 630 nt
Organism: Hevea brasiliensis (rubber tree)
Lineage: Eukaryota; Viridiplantae; Streptophyta; Magnoliopsida; Malpighiales; Euphorbiaceae
Exons: 3
Coding region: 146-403 (85 amino acids)
Source: RefSeq, a predicted model, not a curated record
CUACGACGUAGUACCGUUCAAUUGAGGACUGUGCGUUAGCCUAGACGACAACUAUCAUCUAUCAUCUCUAAGGUUCAACAACUGCUCUUCUUCCCUUCCAUUCUUUGCAAUUCAACCUCUGUUGUCCAAUCACCAGUACAGCACUAUGAUUAGCAUUCUGGCACAAGAGCGUCUGCUCGGUGCUGCUAUGGGGAGUGCUUUCGUUGGUUUUGUUGUUUUUGAGCAAAGGAAACGCAUCUACGAGUCUAUUUCUGCUGACUGUAAUCAAUUCGAUGCCCAAUCUCAGUUGAGAAAGGCCAUAUUUGGAAAGCAAUUUUGCUCGCAGUUUGAACUUAUGUGGAACAAAGCUGUGGAUGAAACAUUUGGACCUGUGGUUGCUUCUCUUAAUUCACGUAGGCAGUAAAGAUUUUGCUGUAGUUUUAAAGAUAAAUGUAUGGGUAUCUCUAUCAAUUUUUGGUGAGAUUUGUACAUGCAAUAGCAUGUCUAUAGCUGUAUGUCUUAACACUGUCUAAAUCAUUUUUAUGGGACAGGUGUCCUGGAACAGUCCCUUGAUUCAGUAACAUUUAACCUUAUAUUAUGAAGUUUGAAUUAUGCCAAAUAAGAUACGUGAAGUCAUAAUUUCUUUGUCUA